Molecule: messenger RNA, 2846 nt
Organism: Dinoponera quadriceps
Lineage: Eukaryota; Metazoa; Arthropoda; Insecta; Hymenoptera; Formicidae
Product: dynein intermediate chain 2, ciliary
Exons: 14
Coding region: 397-2757 (786 amino acids)
Biological process (GO): cilium movement; outer dynein arm assembly
Cellular component (GO): outer dynein arm
Molecular function (GO): dynein heavy chain binding; dynein light chain binding
Source: RefSeq, a predicted model, not a curated record
AUCACUGUCAAUGCCGCUAUCUUCCAUGCUUCAAGACAUUUAUAGAUGCAGAAACUCGACUUCUUAAUCCAUCUGCAACAGAAGGAUAAAAAUUCUGAAUUUUUCGAGAUUGGAAUUCACACAGAAUAACAUCAGCUGACAUUAUUCCCAAGGUCUAGCGGUAUCCUAGGAAACCAUGUCUAACUUCUCAGUGUUGAAUGAUGACAACAUUUGGAACUUUUACCUAUUGUAUCUUUAUCAUGUUUAUAAAUGACUUUUAUUGAGCUACACAUAGAGAAUAAACUUACUCUGAAUAUUUUCCCAUUAUCGUGCAUUAUAGAAUAAAAUAAGGUGAUUCAUUCCCAACUAGUUGGCAAACUAUUGCAAUUAUUUUUAAAGAACCUUAUAAUAUAAACAAUGGCACCAACAAUCCCCAAAAAGCAAGGCUCCAAAGUACCAGAAAACAAAGAGCAUUUAGCACUAACAAAGGGUCACAUAUCACGGCAAGAUUUGGCUGCUGGAGACAUGGAUUGGAUGCGAGGAAAAGUUUGGUUAAAACCAGAUGACCAGUUACAAUUAACAGAAGCGGAAUUACAAGAGGAAUUUGCCAGGAUAUUAACUGUACAUAACACCAGAGUACCAGAUUCUUUAGUGGAAUGGUCAUGGAAAUUACAUGAAUUUAUAAGAUUACCUAGUCCACCGCAUUUAGUGACCCUUCUGAAUAUAGCUGGCACUAUACUGCACAAAGACUCCGAAGAGGCCAAAGCACAAUUGGCAGGAGAUAUUAUCAUUGAUGGUCAAGAUGAGCCAGCAGAUGAGAAAAAGCCUGAUGAAGCUGAAGAAGAUGUAGAACUUGAAGAAGAAGAAGAAGGUAAGUAUAGAAGAUAUACUAUCAUACUGUCAUGCAAUCAUACAUACAAUUACUCAACGAAUUAUAUUUUAUCUUUUGAUUGUUUUCUAAAUAAAAAUAUAAAUCAUAUAUAUAUAUAUAUAUAUUUUUUUUUUCUUAUAAGAACAGCAGAUGAAAUGGAUAAAAUGAUAGAAGGCGAGACUGAAUACGAACAAGAAUUGGAAGCUGAGCCAGAAUUCGAGGAAGAUGAAUUGGAAAAAGCAAAGCCUAAGAAAUUGCCCAAUCAAUUCAAUUUUUGUGAAAGAGCAGCGUUGACAUAUGAUAAUCCUAUGAGAGAUAUGAGUACGCAAACUAUACCUCCACCAACCGCAACUUUCAACACACAUGUCUUCCAAUGGACUAUUUUUGACGAAUAUCAGGAAGACUAUGCUCAACAGCAACGUGAGAAAGAAAAAGAAAAGAGAGUACCGUUGACGCAACCGAAAAAGGAGGACGUGAAAAAGAAGGUUCAAAUCGAAACCUCGGCGAUGACACACAGAAUGCUGCAAGCCGCGAAAACACUGGAGCGAAUGGUGAAUCAAAACAUCUUCGACGAUAUAUCACAAGAUUAUAGAUAUUGGGACGAUCCGAGCGAUGAAUUCAAGGACGGCGAAGGCUCCUUGUUACCUCUGUGGAAAUUCUCUUACGAGAAAACCAAGAAACAUGACAUCACGGACAUGUGCUUCAACAGCAGAUAUUAUGAUCUCUUCGCAGUCGCCUUCGGAACACUAUUGUUUAAUGGUACCGUAACAAACGGCACGGUGUGCUUGUUCAGCUUGAAAAAUCCGUCGUACCCAGAAUGGAUCUGUCCGACGGAGUCUCCGGUGAUGUGCUUGGAUUUUAAUGCCCAACACCCUCACCUUCUAGUUAUCGGUACCAUGGACGGAGCAGUAGCAGUUUACAAUGUGAUGUUGCCACCGUCCACACCGCAAUACAAAAGCAACGACGUCGUGCAGAAGCACGGAGGGUUAGUAUGGGAGAUUCGCUGGGCACCCGACACCGAGGAGGGGAAUCUAGCGUUCUUCAGCGUGAGCAUCGACGGCAAGAUAAAUCACUGGGUGUUAAACCAGAACGAUCUCGGCCUUACUACCGUUAUGACAUUAUUCCUGGACCGACCACCUAUACCGGGACCAGAUGGCACGUUGAUUACGCUCAAAGGUAAUGCCGGGGAGAUAAUAAUAAAGAGUAACCAGAGAAAUCGCGUCUCGUUAGGAGUGACGAUUAUGUGCGCCCGUUUGCAUGCAGGAUGCGGGACGUGUAUCGCAUUCCAUCCCGCGGAUCAGAAUGUUUUCCUGGUAGGGACGGAGGAGGGCACCAUAUACAAAUGCAGUACGGCGUACAGUAGUAUUUACAUGAGGACGUAUCACGAGGCGCAUACUAUGCCGGUGUACCGGAUAGUCUUCAACAAAUUCAAUUCCAGCAUCUUCGCCAGCUGCUCGGGCGACUGGCGGAUCAAAAUCUGGGAGGACGAAAGACCGGAACCUUUGUUCAUGUUUGACUUGGGUGUACCGAUCGGAGACGUUCAAUGGGCGCCGUACAGCUCCACGGUACUUGCUUGCGUAUCAAACGACGGAAAGGUUACGGUAUUCGAUUUGAAUGUUAAUAAGUACAGACCUAUCUGUAGUCAACCGGUCGUCAAUAAGCGAAAGAGCAAAUUAACUCGGCUGGCUUUUAACAAUGUGUUGCCGUUCAUAAUAGUCGGUGACGACAAAGGUACUGUGAACACGCUGAAACUGUCUCCAAAUUUACGGAUAAGAGUGAAACCAACGAAAAAGCAACAACAUUUAUCACAGAUGGAAUUAGAAUCUAUGAAAUUAGAGAAGCUGCUCAGUUUUGUGCGCGAGCCACCGGUGUUGACUCCUCCUAAAGACGUGAGAACGACGAGUUAAGUAACUCCGGAUUCUCUAUUACACCUCUGAAGUACUUGAGCUCAAGGAAGUCCCUGAUAUUAUUCGGACACGGCACUUGUCUACCGGCG